Messenger RNA from Stereum hirsutum FP-91666 SS1, 3916 nucleotides. RefSeq lists its product as uncharacterized. The transcript is spliced from 4 exons. The coding region runs from base 97 to 3324 and encodes 1075 amino acids. Gene Ontology annotation, cellular component: MUB1-RAD6-UBR2 ubiquitin ligase complex. The record is from RefSeq and is a predicted model, not a curated record. NCBI's taxonomy places the organism in Eukaryota, Fungi, Basidiomycota, Agaricomycetes, Russulales, Stereaceae. Gene Ontology annotation, biological process: establishment or maintenance of cell polarity; ubiquitin-dependent protein catabolic process.
CUCACUGUUCAACACAACGUGCCUCCCAGAGACCUCUGCCUCACCAUCUAGUGCUUGUAAAUCUCCAGCUUUGUCCCGUAAGGCCGUGCCACUCCGAUGCGCGAGUCCAACUUCGCCUUCCCUGUCCAGAACAGGGCUUCUGUCUGCAUCUCAUCCCAGCUCUACGACAGACGAGCACUCGACACAAAUGCGCCUCUCCCACUGUUCAACUCGCUUACACAUCUUACCUAUCUCACCGCGACGUCGCCCCGCAUCCGCGAGAUCAUGACCAUGGAUGGCGGCCUCGAGCGUCUUGUACGCCUGUUACACGAUUUCUGUAUCUCACCUCCGCCACCCGAGAAUCCAGCUAUCUUAUACGGCCUUCUGCCUGUCCAUCACCACCCGCCACAGCCCCAACCAACCCUGAACCCCAAGUCUUUCGACCGACACGCAGCCUAUCGUUUCUCUCUCGCAUUUCAAUGUGUCGUCAACAUCGGCGUAAGAGGCUCGGAGCCGAUUAGGAGUAGGGUUGUCCAAGCAGGCACCCUAGAUGUCGUCGGGUGCGUUCUCGAGGCAUGGCUCGCGUCGAAGGGUUUUGCCACCGGCCCGAGUUCGAGUGCCAGUGGAUUACCGAGGGAGACCAGAGAACAGAGAAGUGCGAGGAGAGCUGCUCAGAAUGAAUUGAGGAACAGGGAGCAGGCGAGGGAGCAGGCGGCGGAUUUGGCGAGGGCAUUGGAGAGGCAGCAGUUGGAGAGGCAGCAGUUGGCCACACGACGGCGUAUAGCAAGACCAGAUGAGGAUGACGAUUCCAUGGACGCCGAGCAGCCACCCGCAUCUCGCACUCGUACUGCACGGCCCACCGAUGUGACUCUCGCCGGCCCCUCGCGCCCAAGUAUUACCACCACAACCGUCGACCAACCUAGCUCCACCGACACUUCUACCGAAACAUCUACGAACUCUACACCUAUAGGCUCUAACACUCCUACCGGCGCCGUCGAGAUCCCUGGCCGAGAGCGCAGCGGGACUAUCAUCGCCCGCCCCGUUUGGGAUCCUUCUCGCCGCCCAACUGUCCACACACGCCAUCGCGAACGUGAAAUACCAUCAGCUAGCACGAGCGCCGAUACGAGCGCCAACAAUUCGAGGCCUGAGACGGAGACAGAGGAUGAUGGUGACGGGCUUGAGGGAGACGUUGAUAUGAUGGAUGGCGAAGGCGAGGAUCGAUCACAGGGUCCACUCACUGACACAUCACCAUCGCCGGAACCAAUGGCACGUACAGCGACUCAAACAUCACCGCACACUACGAGACGGGCAGUGGGCAUCGUAUCGGAUACGACGCCGACGGCGGCUUCGCUCGAGGUCAACGCGGACGCACAUAUCAUCAUUAAUCGUGAUCAGGAGAUCGGCGUCGGUGGUGUAGGCAUGAAUGAAGGCGUAGGCGUGGAGGAGGGUAUCGUUAGCCUGGAGCCAAACGACGAUUUCGCGAUGGGUGCACCACCGGGCGCUCCAGGGGCUAUUGAAACUACCACCAUCAAUAUGACUCGGACGGGGACCAUUCGCAGAGGGAGGCAUGGCGUCGAUGUCACACCUCGGGCUGGGAACGUUAACCUGCCGAUUGGAACCCCACGCGACAGCGACGACGGCGAUACAGCGGAGGAGGGAACUGUCCGCCCGAAUGCCCCGCCUCAUCGUAUCCAUCCCCUUCCUCCCAUCGCUCGUCCCAACAAUCCCGCUCCUCCAGAAACCCGUCCUGCUCCCCUUCUACUCCCCCGAACUGCCCACGUCCAUCACCAUCACCACCACCACCAUCACCGCCACGGUAACGGAGGCGUUGAGAAGGAUAGUGAUGGCCCGUAUCGGGACGAGGACGUGCUGCUGAGCCUACAAUUACUUGCCUAUCUUAGCAAAUACCCUCAUGUCCGACAAGCGUUCUACAAGCCUCGGGCGAGUUUCCACCCAGCAACAGUCGGACUUCAACGCGCACCUCCGUCAACGUCGAACGCUACUGUUGCGUCUUCCGCUUCCAGUAUCGCUCCAUCGCACAAAGAAUCCACCAGCGGUUUCUUCAAAGCGUUCGGCCGUGGGAAGGAGAAAGAGCGUGCACACACGCCUGCUGGGCCAUCCCUCUCACCGGCUGCUGCUGCGACCACGCCAUCGGCGCCGCAAAGGCAGACGAACGUCUUUUCCCUUGUGGAGAGGUUUACGUUCAGACCUAGCUCAAGCGAGAGUGACCUGCCAAAUCCUCCCCCUAGUUUACCGCAGGAGAUUCAGUAUUGGGCUGGUGUCAUCAUGCGGAAUGCUUGCAGGAAGGACGAUAGCAGAGGUGGCAUUCGGCAAUGUGCCAAUAUGCUGUGCGGUCGAUGGGAGUCAUACCCUCGAGAGUUCGCGAAGUGUCGACGCUGCCGAAAGGCGAAGUAUUGUGGUAAAGAAUGUCAGUCGACCGCCUGGAGCGAAGGCCACCGUUUCUGGUGCAGCGCCAAGGACGGUGAUGACGAAGCCACAGAACAACCGGACGCCGCAGUCCCCUCCGCCCGUCCAUCUUCUUCCCGUCCAGCAGCUGAGCAGCUCGCAGAACUCCUCGGUGUACGACCAGACAUGGGGACGGGACUUGGUCUCACACCGCCCGGGCCACCGAGACCCGCACGGGUCGAUCGCGAGCGAGAGAGGGAUCGGGAGCGCGUGAGGGAAAGGGUCGUCGCUACUACCGCCGCUGGAGUCGAUUCGACACAGAUGGCGAGAGCGAUGGCGCAAGUGUUUCGGAAUAUGGACGGCCCCAGAGCAUGGACAGCGGCCUUGAGAGACAAUGCGGACGAGCCAGCAGCCAACCCUAGGAGGCCAGGCGCACCCGCGCCUGUUACGUGGAAUGCGCGUCCUGGAGCUGCUGAGCCGGGAUGGGGAAGGGCGGUCUAUGAGCCUUCGCCGUUUGGGGCGACGGGUGCUGGCCCGAGUGGUCAACAAGGCGGCACUGUUGUACCGCCACAGGGCCAGGUUCGGGAGAGGAGACGUGGUGCCGAAGAUGAAUUGGAUAGGUUGGCGGUUGGUCAUGGGCGGAGGCGGGCGGAGACGAUGCCGGGUGGGAUAGGUUCCCUCAUCGAUGCUAUCGAUGCUCCUACUCCUCUGACUCACGAAGAGAUAAGUCGUUUCUUCGCACAGCCGCGGCAGCCUGAUGUGGCUACUGCGGCCCCUGGAACACAAGCGGAGAAUCCCAGGAGGGGGCUUGAGGUCGAGGUUGCGAUUGCAGGGCCAUCAAACGCGAGGAUCAUGGGUAUGCGAGGUGACACUGAUGUCGGUAUGGACGAUGAGUCUUUCAGGAUGGGAAGGGACGAUUUUCCCAUGGACGUCGAUUGAGCUCGUUUUCGUCUGGCCCCAUCUGUUUCUUUCACUCGUUUCGUGGUUAUGGUUGCUGUGCAUGGUGUGUCAGUCAUUUUUUUGGAUGUGUUUGUUCGCUCGGUCGAUAUGGCGAUGGAGCAGAAAUGUCGAUACUUAUAUCCCCUUCUCGCGAUCUUCGUCCGUGCACAGACCAUUUCAUUCUUUGACAUAUCUGUCCAUUUGUUCCCUGGGGUUCAUUUGUCGACGCGUUCGUUGUUUUCUCAUUUAUGUCGCAUAUUCUUUCAUUUUAAUCCAACCAGUGUCUAUAUUUGCACUCCACUGUCCUUCGUUUUUCUCUAUGUCUCACACUUCUCUCGCACACGUCCUGUCAUCCCAUCCCAUCCCACUCCAUCAUCUCAUAGUCUCUUGUCUGUCUGUCUCCUUGCCCCACAUUCACACCACACACCCUCGCUCAUUUCUUCCGUGCCUAUCUUGUGUUGUCAUUAUAUCUUAAGCGUCCAUCUGCGCUGCACAUCCACAUCCACAUCCACAUCCAUACCACGCUCACUGUUCACUGUCUACCGCCGCUGUCACCUACGCAUUCCCAUCCCCAUCCCCAUCUCCACCCUCC